GGCCGGCGUGGCGGCCGCGGCAGUUGCGCGACGCCGCCCGGCCUUCCCGCAGCUACCCUAGCGUGCAACGCCUCUCGCUCCGCCCGCGCGUGAGCUUGGGUGGGGAGGAGAGAGCCAGGAAGCGGCGAGCGCGCCGGGGAGCGCAGCUGCAGGCGUGGGGGCAGCAGGAGCCGCGGAGCCGACGCCGAGGGCGGCUGCGGCCGGAGCGGGCGGCAGAGACAAAGGCGACGAUAGGGCCAGUUUUGAGUGUGUGGAUUUUUGAGUGAAACCUUGAACCCAAAUGAGAAGGAGCUGUCAAGGAUCAACUAUUGACAGUGAGCCUGCAGAAUCACCUGUGUGUAUUAUAUGGAAUGUUCUCAGCCCAGAAUAUCUGAAUGGUAUGAGGAGUGAUUACCUGUUAUAGGCUCUGGCUCAAGACGACAAUUUUUAUACUUUUCUGGUGGUUGAGAAAUGAGUCUGUAGUACGAGAAGCAAAGAAAGGAAACAAUCAGACUUUUUCUUUAUUCGGUUAACUAUUUAAGAUACUUGACUUCCAGGAACAAAAACCACAGUGAAAUAAUAAGACUAUCAUUUUGCAUCAUUGGACAUUCAUCAUACUGAGGAGUGUAUUUUGUGGAACUUCCUGAGUUGAGAUUUGGAAUCUUCAUUGGUGCUCAUUUGUACCUUGGACUGUAAGCAUGAGUGAAUUCUGGUUGUGUUUCAACUGCUGUAUUGCAGAACAGCCUCAGCCUAAAAGGCGACGGCGGAUUGACCGAAGUAUGAUUGGAGAGCCAACAAACUUUGUACACACGGCUCAUGUAGGAUCAGGAGACCUCUUCAGUGGAAUGAAUUCAGUUAGCUCCAUUCAGAACCAAAUGCAGUCCAAGGGUGGAUAUGGAGGCGGGAUGUCUGCCAAUGUGCAGAUGCAGCUUGUGGACACGAAGGCGGGAUAACCCUGGGCCCCUCUCCAGUCAUUAUGAAUUUCUAUAUUUCCUCUGUCCACUAUUCUCUAUUUUUUUGUCUUGUGAUUGUGGUUUCUUUUAUUUUUAAUUACACAAAGAAAUUACACAAAGAAGUGUGAUGCCAUCUCCUUCACCCCCUUGUGAUUACUCCAGUGACACGUUACUGUUCUGCUCUGAAGAAGAUACUGUCGAAUAAACCCUGCAUUUCCUUCAGCUGGCUUGCAUGCCUUUGGACUCAACGGACAGCAUUCUUUGGAUUGUAGCUGAAUUUCUAAUGUUUAAUCAAUAUGGAUCUGAUCUUCGCAUGAUUUUUUGUGAAUGCUAGUGCCAUUUUGCAGUUUUUUUCUAUUUAAAACAUUUUUCUAUUCACUGCCAACCCUCUGCCUUAUGAUUUUAUUAGAAGGACCUGCUAUUAUUUGUUAACUUAACCACCAUUUAUGUAUAUUUUGGUGAAGGUUUGAGACCCACAAGCACAAUGAUCAUUUUUAUUUGUUUUUAAAACUUCAGCAGAAUAGAUUAUCUGAUGCUUUAUGAAGUUGUUUUGGUGGGAGCCCAUGGGAUGCCAGAAAUGAAAAUUUCUUUGCUGCCCUGGGCUGAUGAUACUGCUGCUAUUAAAUAGAGAAAGUUUAGCUGUGGCACCAAGGCACGUCAUCUACACAGAGAGAGAGAACUUGUAGCUUAUUUUAGAAGUAUGACUUUUUGUCUGUUUGAUUAGAAUUGCAAUAAAAGAGAAGCUUGCAUUCAUAAGGCAUUCAUUCUGUUGUAAAUGUUCAGUAUAUUUAUUUUGAGAGCGAGGACCUGUGAUUGUGAACAGGUGUGGUUGUGUCUGAGUGUUGUGGUAAUCUUCUCUUCCAGUCUGAUUCUGAACAUCUUCACCUAGUAGCUGUUCAUUUCUUUGUGUACUUAUUCUUUUAUAUUCUGGUAUCCAGUUGUUUCCAGAAGCAGUUUGUUGAAAUUCUGGCCUACAUUGCUAACUGCAGACCCCCAGAGUCAUUGGCCUUUCUGUAUUCUAUGUAUUUGGGGGGCAGGAAGUUGCCAAGAGCAACACACUGACCCGCCUGAAUUUUUGUCAGUGAAAACAACCAGUAGGGCGACUUUUUAUGGUAUUGGUGAGAAGCCUUUGCUCAGGUUCCAAUAUAUGUUUAUCUUCCACAAAUUUUGUGUAUUUCAUAUAUUUUUGUAAAGGUUUCUUCUUCCUCUUAGACCGUAGUGUUAAGCCAGAGUCAGUGGUUUGUGUUCUCAUUAAAAUGUUUAAAUCCUACAUCCAAUUCAUGCCUUAGUCUAACUACAUUUAGUGAGAUUAACAUUUCAUGCAACAAAGGGGCUUACUUGAAAACUUACAGAGCUAUAGGGAUUAGGUAAUUGAAGAAAGGAACUGUGAUCCUUUUCUCUUCUGCUUUCAUUUAUACCCUUUACCUUAAGCUUGGUCUCCAGUUUUCUGUGAAACAGGUAACUGAGUAAAUGUUAGGUUUAUGUAGGCAAAACGUGAAACCACUUCUCUUCCAUUUAUUUCGAAUUUAAUUUAGCCAGUCCAGUGGGCACCUUGUAGUUUGCAAUUUUGAAUCUUCAUAAAUUCAAUCUCAAGCCUAGAGAGAAUCUGUCAAGGAAAGACAUAUGGACCCUUCAAAAUAGGCAUUUUACAAUUUGAUUAAUAACUUAUAAACUGUAAUGUACUGUGUAGACAUUGCAUUCUAGAAUUUGCCUGAGUACCCUUGUAAUUUUGCUCAGCCAGGGCCAGUUUCUUGCCAGGGACGUUGCUGUAUGCAAGCUCUUUGAAAGACAGAUUGGAUUUUGUUGGCAUAAGCAGCACUGAUGCUAUUUAGUCUACUUCUAUUUUGAUUCUUUAUAUUAGUACAGUUAUUUGACUUGUCAUAAAUACAGGGAGCCCUGGUCCCUUUUCCCAACUCAUGAUUUCAUUUUCUUCUUUUUUCCGAUUGCUGUCUUCCCCACAGCUCCAAGGACAGGAAGUGUGGGGGUGUAUCUAUCUCCACGGAGGGGCCCCUGUUGUGCAGCUGCCACUAACUCCACAGCUACAGUAGCUACACUUUAGACAAGAACAGAUGCUAGUGGUGCCUGGGAAGGUGCCAGGAAAACCAAGAAAUAAAAGUACAAAAGAAAUUAGGUCUUAACCUUGGACUUGCAUUUUUUAAGGGAUGGUUGAGAAUAGUUGAGAGGGUGAAGGGGGGCAGCUUUCCACAUUCAUAAAUGGGAUUGCUUCGGAGGCCAUUUGUGCCCCACAGCAACCUAUCUCGUUUUUAAAUUGAAGCUAAUUGGGGUUUUACUACUCAAAAGUCAUUAUUCUGUUAAUACUUUGCUGAAAUAUAUGUUACAAGGGAAACUAAAGAUUUAAUCACAUGGAUUCUGUUGGCAAUGAUCUGCGUUCUGUAAGGAGAGAGUACUUUCCCAUGCAGCAGGCAUGCAGUGGUGCCAGGAAGCAGAGUGAAAACGCUGGUGGUCAUUAACAUUGGGCUCAGCAUUAUCAGUGGACCUUUGAAAAUACUUUGUGAGUACAUCAGCUUUCACUUUAGUUACUAAAUUAUAGCAGUUUCAUUAUAGAGAACAAGUUUGCCUUGAUUUUGGUUAAAAUAACUUCUGGUCAGUACCCAGAAGAUAAAAUGGACUUAUUUUUAUAAUAUAAGCAUACUUUUUUUGUACAUUGUGUUCAUCCUUGAAUAAAGUGAGUUCAGUGUUGGCUUGCAGUUAUUAAAAAGAAAGUAUUGAUUUUGAUUCAAUAAAUGUCUUCUUUCAAUCCUG
Messenger RNA from Nycticebus coucang (slow loris), 3695 nucleotides. It is a transcript of the gene CDC42SE2, whose product is annotated as CDC42 small effector 2. Gene Ontology annotation, biological process: regulation of Rho protein signal transduction. Lineage: Eukaryota; Metazoa; Chordata; Mammalia; Primates; Lorisidae. The transcript has 6 exons. Bases 678 to 932 code for a protein of 84 amino acids. Gene Ontology annotation, cellular component: plasma membrane. Gene Ontology annotation, molecular function: small GTPase binding. The record is from RefSeq and is a predicted model, not a curated record.